Molecule: messenger RNA, 1851 nt
Organism: Linum trigynum
Lineage: Eukaryota; Viridiplantae; Streptophyta; Magnoliopsida; Malpighiales; Linaceae
Source: the annotation of a GenBank genome assembly
GACUGAGCCCAAACCCUCAAAAUACACAAGUCACAACCCUAGCCUCUACGGAGUCUGCUCCGCUCCCUUUCCCACUUAUGGCGGCCGCCGCUACACUCCAGCGCUGCUUCUCGACGACCUCGACCGAAUCCUUCUGCUCUCCAUCACCGACAGUCAGGCAGACAACGUUCUCACCUCCGUCUCUUCUCUACGCGCCUCCGUCCCACGCAGAGUACAACCGAUUGAGCUGCCUAGCCGUCAUUACCACUCGUCGACCGACCCCUUCACAUUCCCUAUCCAUCUGUUCUAGUCUCGCAACCACAAACCUGCAAAGCAAAGAACGAAACAUGUUCAUAGAACAAAACGAGGAGACGGAGAAGAAUCGAAGAGCGACAACAACAUGCAGAGCACAAAGAACAGAGGCAAAAUCCAUAAAAAAAUCCCUAAUUGAAGAAGCAAAACGAGGAGAUGAAGAAGAAUCGAAGAGCGACAGAAAAAACAUGAGAAUAGCCACCGUAGAGGAGACGACGACAGAGAAUAAAUGGUUGGCGGUGAUGGUGAUGGUGAUGAGAUAGUUCUCUAGCUAUACCAUCGGAAUUUGGAGAGAAAGAAGAAUCAGUAGAGAAAAAAGAGAGAAGUACUAGAAGGAAAGGGAGAAGGCAAAGAAGAAGAAGACGAGAGAGAGGGAAGGGGUGAGGGAUUAAUUGAUGGAGGAGAGAGUAGAAAGAUAGGCAGCAGGUAAAAAUAGGCAGCACAUUAGCAUUUCGGUUUUGGAUAGUCAAACCGAACCGAACCGAGCUAUAAUUCGGUUCGGUUCAACCGAACCGAAUUAUAUCUCGGUUCGAAUUCGGUUGGGGUGCUGGGUACUUCGGAAAUUCGGCAUGUCCUGGUUCGGUUCGGUUUGAACCGAACCGACCGAACGCCCACCCCUACUGUACUCUGAGUUGGGUUUCGGCUCAGCAAAAGAAUACGCGACCAUUAGUAUUCCCAGUGUGGAGGGGUAUAAUAGGCAUCCGAUAUUAAAUGGUGGGGAAGCCGAGCAGCUUUAUUUGCUGGGCCCAAUUAAUUUAUUUUGGCCCAUUUCCCCUUUCCUUUGUCGUGUUCUCAGUUGGUAGUUAGAGUGAAGAAAAUAGAAUUCACUUGGGAUCGUGAUUUUAAUCUGCUCGAUUAAUUUAUGUUUGCCCAUCUCCGACAUCGCCACCCUCUCCUUUCUUCUUCUCAUUCUAUACCCCCCAUCUUCCUGUACAAUCCGCCGACCUGGGUUGUGCUGCGACCCGAGGAAUCGACGGGGGCAGAACCAGUUCAUGAAGGAACCAGUUGAGAAUCGGCAUUAGAUUCGAUGGAAAAGGAAGCUGCGAGGUAGACGACACUCUGGAAGUGGCGAGUGACAUCAAAUCCCCAAUUCCGUCCUCCUUCCGUCCCUUUGACAACUACUUCUCAUCGUCCUUUCUCUUUGCGGUAAAUUCAAUUUCCCUUCAAGUUAAAUUUCAAUGUCUAGGGUUUGAUUGCUGAGACGCAGACAAUUUCAACUUUUUAUGAUCACUGAUUGGGGAAUUCUGUUUUUCAGCGACCACAGCUAUCGCUCGCCCAGGCCCUCCUCUACUGCUCUAAGUCUUUUACUUCAUUCAAAUCUGAUCUAAAUCGAAUGCUGUUAUUGCCACUAUCAUAGAAUCAUAUCCCAAUCUAUUUAAUAAGAGUUUCUUAGAAGCAAAUCCAGGGAGUGUAAAUUGUAAUUUUUUUUUUUUACAAAGAGACUCAUGGAAUUCAUGUUGGAAUUUGGAUUUGGCUGGACCGAAUACCCAAUUGAUAAUUGAAUUACAUGAAUCUUUUUCAUCAAGAGACAUGUCUCUUGAAUGAAAUUAUAUUUUAAUU